This is a messenger RNA of Drosophila erecta, 1698 nucleotides long. RefSeq lists its product as uncharacterized. The transcript is spliced from 8 exons. Gene Ontology annotation, biological process: sodium ion transmembrane transport. Gene Ontology annotation, cellular component: membrane. The coding region runs from base 1 to 1698 and encodes 565 amino acids. NCBI's taxonomy places the organism in Eukaryota, Metazoa, Arthropoda, Insecta, Diptera, Drosophilidae. The record is from RefSeq and is a predicted model, not a curated record. Gene Ontology annotation, molecular function: ligand-gated sodium channel activity.
AUGCCAGUUGCAAUGGAGUCCUUGGAUCAGAAGCCCUUUCGCUUGGCGGUGGGUCGCGCUGCCUGGUGGAUACCCAAUCCCGGAAGGGUAGCUCGCUGCCCACCCAUAGCCACACUGCCAUCGAGCCACUUACCUGGAACUUCCGCGGAGGAUACGCGAAAAUUGUCAUUUGCCGCAGCUUUAAAGGAUUUGCUGCAGAACCUGUCGUUCCAUUGUUACAGCAAAUUAGUGGAGUCCGGUCGGCGGAUUCAGGAGCGUUUCUUUUGGUUCGUUUUCCACAUAACCGCGCUGACCGUCCUAAUUGCAUUCCUCUGGGGCACCUACACCAACGAGCAGGACGCCCUGGUGACCACCAUGUACCAUCCGAUGUAUCCCAUUUGGAAGGUGGAGUUCCCGGCCAUAUCCGUGUGCAGCUUGAACCGCAUCUCCCAACGUGCGGCCUGGCAAUAUGCCCACAAUCUAAGUGGCAAAGAUCCAAAGCAGCGCAAUGCCGGCUUUUUCUACGGCCAACUGAAAGCCUUCAUGUAUAUGUACUACGAUCCCUCGGAUCUGAUGGACAUAGACAAUGCUCUGCGCUUCCAGAGCUUCCUGGACAGAUUCGAUACGGGUGAGGAGGAGCUCUUCUUCAAUACCAGGAAGCGGAUGAGCGCCCUCACACCGAACUGCAGUGAUAUGUUCGUGAGCUGCCGGAUUGCCGGGCGUCUGUUCGACUGCAUGGCUAAGUUUGAGACGACCCUGACCAGCCAUGGCUUCUGCAGCAGUGACAACUUCUACAAGAUUAACGGCCACAAUGGCUAUCCGGAUCCCUUUUCCGGAGGAGUGGCUGAGCGCGUGGCCGAGACCGGCUUUAACACCUUGCUGCCGGUGAGGGCUAAGAUUUUUGAGACUCUGCCCGAAGCGCGCAGCAUGAGCCCGUCGGUGCGCAAGUGCCUGUUUGAGAACGAGAUGCCGUGGAUCUUCGCCCGGCAUUAUACCUUCAGCAAGUGCAUCUCCGCCUGCAGGGCCCAAAGUGUGGUCAGCCUGUGCGAGUGCGUUCCGUUCAGCCUGCCCCACAGAUACAUCGAUGGGAGCGAGAAGAGGAUCUACUGCACUCUGCAGCACCUGGCUUGUCUCAAGCGCUACGAGUUCAAGUGGUUGAACGUCAUCACCAGUCGGGAGAACGUGACGGGCCUGGAGCACGAACUGCAGGACGCCCUCUACUGCCCCCUCUGCCUGGCCUCCUGCACGGAGACUCGCUAUAGUGUCCGGGGAGCCAUGACACUGGGCCUGCCCACUCCCAGCCAGAUCAAGGGUCCUGCGCGAAGCAAUCCCGAGCCGCGUGCCAAUAACAGUUACGGCCCAGCAUUGAGUUCCGGAUCCGGAAAGGGCCCAGUCCACGGCUCAUCCUCCCCCGCCGAGCUGGCCGUGGUGCGUAUUUAUUUUGCCGAAACGCACAUUCAAUACUUUCGCCAGAUUAUUAAGAGCGCCUGGUACGAGACCUUCAGUACAAUUGGCAACAUCUGCGGCAUUAUAGCCGGUUUCUCGCUGAUUGGCAUCUGCGAGCUCUUGUUUUUUCUAGCCAAACAAUUAUGGCAGGCAUGCCGCGCGGAGCUGCGGGCCGAGCUCGCCCACAUCCACGUCCAAAUCCGGACGCAGGUAGCGGAACCGGAAACGGAUGCGGAAGCGGAGCGGCCGAUGAAGUUGUUUAUACUGCCGUAA